Penicillium egyptiacum is the source of this 2163-nucleotide messenger RNA. The record is from the annotation of a GenBank genome assembly. Lineage: Eukaryota; Fungi; Ascomycota; Eurotiomycetes; Eurotiales; Aspergillaceae.
AUGGAUUCCAAUGGAGGAGCAGUCUACUGCACGCUUCUACUGAGUGACAAUUAUCUUCCUGGUGCUAUGGUCCUUGCCCAUUCCCUACGCGACAAUGGUACAAGAGCGAGGUUGGUGGCGCUAUUUACGCCAGACAGACUACAAUCAAGCACCAUCGACGAGCUAAUGACCGCCUACGACGAGUUGAUCCCAGUGAGCUCAAUGGUAAACGAGACACCCGCGAACCUCUGGCUCAUGGACCGUCCAGACCUGAUUGCCACAUUCACCAAGAUUGAGCUCUGGCGCCUGACGCAAUACCAGCGGGUCGUAUACAUUGAUUGUGAUGUUGUAGCUCUCCGAGCCCCCGACGAGCUGUUGUCACUGGAAGCAGACUUUGCUGCCGCGCCUGAUGUUGGUUGGCCGGAUUGCUUUAAUAGUGGAAUGAUGGUUCUUCGACCUAAUCUGCACGACUAUUAUGCGCUAAGAGCACUCGCCCAAAGAGGUAUCAGCUUCGAUGGCGCCGACCAGGGUCUGCUGAACAUGCAUUUCCGGGACUGGCAUAGGCUAAGCUUCACGUAUAACUGCACGCCAAGUGCCAAUUACCAGUACAUCCCUGCGUACAAGCAUUUCCAGAGUACCAUCAGUCUUAUUCAUUUCAUUGGUGCUCGGAAACCGUGGAAUAUGCCGAGACAGAUUGUUCCGCUGGAGUCCCCGUACAAUCAGCUUCUAGGCCGGUGGUGGGCUGUCUAUGACAGACACUAUCGUCCCCCAUUUGUACCGAGCGCGCCCGUUGAGAUUGAAAAGACGGCGUUGGCCCAAGGCGACCAAGUGCAUGCCCCUCGUCAUGACGAUACCCCUCGUUAUGACAGCACCAUUCCUCAUGAAACACAGCCGACGUCUGAACGGCAGCCCGACCAUAUUGAAGAAACCGCGAGCUUUCACGAAGAAUCACACCAAGCACCGCCAGUCGAGCACGGCCAUUCAGAACCGCAUCACGACCAUUCUGCUCCUGCUAUUGUACGCCAUGCUGCUCUGCCUGUAUUGAGCAUGGUACCGCAGUAUGUUCGCGGAGAGGAGCAUGUCUCAACAUUUAUCUCGCCAUUGCCUCCUGUGCCAAUCACUUUUGCGCCUCAAGUUAGCCACGAAGCACAUGAGACGCAGAUACAAACGCAGGCACAGACGCAGACCCCGACGCAGACCAAAAUCCAGACACCGUUGCCGACACAGAUACAGGCACAGAUACACUACCCCGAUGGCCAUAUUCACCAACCACAGCCCCUGGUGCCGAUCCCUCCUCCAAUUAUCGAAUACCAAUCACCCCCCUCUCCAGUCCCAGAGGUUUCGACCUUUGAGGCGCCAAAGUCCGAGUGGGAUCCCUCACGUGAGCCACCUCCGGUCAACACGAAACCCGAAGGUUUCAGUUUAGAACAGAGAACCUACAAUAUGUCCGAAGACACGCAUCUAUUCCAACCCCCGUCGUCCUACCCUGAGGCACCGAAAAAUAUGUGGUAUGAGGUUCCAGCCAAACCGGAGCCUAAACCUGCCACGGUGUUCCCCUGGGAGCGCCAUGCUCCGAAACCAACCCGCAUCUUCGCCGAAGAAGCACCUGUGGAGUUGGUGGAAGCUCCCGUGGUACCCGAGGAACCGAAGCGACAUUCAGUUCCAAGCGAGCCAGCCUCUCCUGGACCCUCACCUUCCUACACUCGGGUACCGUUCGAACCCAGUGCCGAAUCAUGGCAAGCAUACAGCCGCUCCAACGCCUGGGAUGAGGAUCCAGAAAUCCAGCGCUAUAUUGAAAAGAUCCAAGCACGGCGCACAAAAUCACAAGCGACCAGUCCGGGGGUCCACUCCAAUAGCCCGGGGAAAUCACCCCCCACCCCAGGAUUCCGGCCUAGCACCAAGAUUACCGACUUCCCAACAGAAGUCGAGCGCCCCAGUCUGCCGGUAACACCGGCACCAAUCCACCGCACUAGCUACGGGGAUGAGGCCUCCGGUACAGCCGCCCUGCCUGCUGCGGAGGGCGUGCCUAGCCAGGAGGAAUGGGUGGGUGUCACGGUUGAUGUAUUCUCUUCUCUCCUCAACGCAACGUACUUAUUGUGGCGGUCUACAGAAUCCCCUGGCUCAGCUCGAGGAGCUGCAUCGUCGGCACUCGGAGGUUUUGGAGCAUCCCGAGCUGCUGUUUAG